AUGCAGUUUCUCACUCUUUUCCUGGCGUUGGCCUCUCUCGCUGCUGCUCUCCAACGGCCCAAUAUUGUCACCGUCACCAAGUACCUUCCUUUUGAGCAGCACCCGUGUUAUGCGUACUUUAUGCUCGGGGGAGAAGGCGACCUCCCUGCAGAAGCCUGCCGGCCUGGGGCUUGCUGUAUUGGUGUCCAAGAUGUCAACACCAACACUGGUCACGGCGGCAAGAAUAUCGGCCCCGACGGUCAUCCAUUAACCCCCACCUCUCACUCUCCCAAUGGCAGCAACGCCCAGGGCAUCUCUGGUGGCGCAAUCGUCACCCAGAACUCUCUCGCCGCUGGCAGCCCCAAGCCCAUUACCAGUGCCUCAGUCGUUGCGGUACUCUCGUCCAAUGGCAGUUUCAUCGCAAAAACCCUCAUCGGGACCAUGACCGAUGACUGCACCGUUGCAGAGGAUAAUAUUGCCACCGCUGCUGUGUCUGUGCCAGAGACGUCUCGCGAGACCGUCGUCAUCACUACCACUGUCCCCAAGGUUGUGACUUACACCACGACCUUGAGUGGCACAGCCAUUAUUGAGACAAGCACGACUGUGGUCAUCAGUACUGAGACAUUCACAGCCACUGUUGCUAUUUCCACCACGGAGACUCUAACAACACCUAUAAUUAUUACCUCGACCGAGGUUAUCACGGCAAACAAUACUAUUCGCACAUCUCUCUUUACCACCACCUGUGAGGAGGUAGUCACUGGCAUUGGUUCCAUUCUCACCACCGUCGCGGCUUCCAAGACUUUAGCAACGCCCGUGGAGGUCACCUCGACCAAGGUCAUGACAACAAACAUUUCUACUGUUACAUCCCCUACCACCAUUACGUCUAAGGAGACAGUCACUAAUUCCACCACCACGGAGUCUCUUAAAACGCCGGUAAUUAUCACCUCGACUGAGGUCAUCACAACUAACAACUCUACAAUCACAUCUCUCACCACUGCUACGUCUAAAGAGACAGUCACCAGCGUUCAACCCAUCCUCACUAACUCCACCACUACAAAGAUAACAACGCCAGUGACUGGCGCCUCUACGGCAGUCAUUACAAUAAGCAACUCCACCACUGCAUCUCUCACCACCACCACAAAGAGUAUUAUCACUCCCAGCGUCGUCGUCACCACCAACAGCUCCACCAUCGUUGAGCCCAUCACGAGCCUCAUCCCGCCGCCUCCCACAACCACCAAAUCGCGCGUUAUUCCCUCCAGCUGCCCGACCCCGACCUGUUCCAUGGGUAUCCAGUACGCCCUAUACGACAACCCCUUCCGCCAAGACACGUCCCCGACGUACAAGAGCUUCUCGCCCGCCUACUUCAAAAAGGCCAAGCCCGUGUACAGCACAACGCUGCAGACCGCCAUCUACAUCACCGACGACAACUACGGCAGUGGCUUUAACCCGCUCUUUAAGAACGCCGCCGCCGGCUACCGCGGCUUCCUCUUUGCCUGCCAGAACGGGCGUUACCGCUUUAACUCACCCUACUCCGACGAUAUCACUAUCAUGUGGUUCGGCGAUAAGGCCUACCAAAACUACACGCGCGAUAAUGCCGACAUUAUCCAGUUCUACUACGGCGACAACAGGCCUAGGAACAUUUACAGAGACCUUAAGGCGGGCACGUACUAUCCCAUUAGGGUGCUCUGGGGCAACACGGGCGGCGCGUCAGACUUGUCGCUACGCAUCUAUGGGCCCAACGGCGAAGACGUGAGCGGCGCGGACCAGUCGGGCGAGCACUUUCUGACGACGGAGGCGUGUGAUGGCUCCUAUGCUCCUUUUCCACCGUGGGGCAAGGAGCUUUGA
Messenger RNA from Cordyceps fumosorosea ARSEF 2679, 1824 nucleotides. Its product is annotated as GLEYA adhesin domain protein. The coding region runs from base 1 to 1824 and encodes 607 amino acids. The record is from RefSeq and is a predicted model, not a curated record. The transcript has a single exon. Lineage: Eukaryota; Fungi; Ascomycota; Sordariomycetes; Hypocreales; Cordycipitaceae.